Molecule: messenger RNA, 3062 nt
Organism: Astyanax mexicanus (Mexican tetra)
Lineage: Eukaryota; Metazoa; Chordata; Actinopteri; Characiformes; Acestrorhamphidae
Gene: cnih3
Product: cornichon family AMPA receptor auxiliary protein 3
Exons: 7
Coding region: 966-1448 (160 amino acids)
Biological process (GO): vesicle-mediated transport; regulation of AMPA receptor activity
Cellular component (GO): dendrite; synapse
Source: RefSeq, a predicted model, not a curated record
AAAGAGAGAGGGGAACAAAAAGAGAGAGAUGUGAGUGCGAGUGAGAGAGAGACUGACAGACAGAAAGAGAGACAGUGGGAUAGAAUGAAAGAGAGGGAGAGAGAGAGAGAGAGAGAGAGAAUGAAAGACAGAAAGAGACAGUGAGGGGAACAGAGCAAGACACAGACAGAGAGAAAGAGACUGAGGAAUAGAUAGAGAAAGACAGACCGACAGAGAGACAGUGAGAAAGGGAGAGGGGAAUAGAGAGAGAGAGAGAGAGAGAGAGAGAGAGAGAGAGAAAGAGAGAGAGAGAGAGAGAGAGAGAGAGAGAGAGAGAGAGAACGAGUGAGAGAAAGACUUACAGACUGGAAAAAGAGACAGUGAGAUAGAGUGAGGGGAAUAGAAAGAGAGAGAGAGAGAGAGAGAGAGAGAGAGAGAGAGAGAGAGAGAGAUGCAGAGGGGGAGCUCUUUAAAUCCACCUGUUUAGUGGGUGUGAGUCUGUGCCUUGCUGAGGACUGCAGCGGUGUGUGUGUGGAGCUGUAGUGUUGGAGUGGUGGGUUCUGUGUGUGAGUGUGUUUAUGUGUGUGUGUGUGUGUGUCAUGGACCCUCAGCUCGCCCCGACUCCACCACACCUCACCCGGCUCCCUCCUCAAGCCUGACCCCGACAACCACACACACACACACGCGCGCGCGCGAGCCCGCGCCGUCUGACUCAGUCCUCUCUCGGGAGCUCCAGAGAUCCCAGCGCGGACUUUCCCGCUCAGUCAGUCAGUCAGUCUCCGGCGCUCUCUCUCUGUCUCUCUCCGGCAUGGCCAGCCCCCGGCAGCCCACCCGUCUGAAGGCUGAGUAGCCGCUCUGGAGGCGCGUCUGGAGGAGGAUGCUGAGCGCUGCUCUGCGGCGAUAACCGCUCUCUAACCCCGCAGCCGCUCUGCUGCCGCAUUCUCUCCUCUUCUGGACACAAUUAGUGGAGCGCGGUUCCGUCAAUUAUGUUCACUUUCGCUGCCUUCUGCUACAUGCUGUCCCUCGUGCUCUGCGCUUCCCUCAUCUUCUUCGCUAUCUGGCAUAUAACAGCCUUUGAUGAGCUCCAAGCGGAUUUUAAAGUCCCAAUUGAUCAAGGCAAUCCACUUCACGCACGUGAAAGACUUCGGAACAUUGAGAGGAUAUGCUGCCUUCUCCGAAAGCUGGUGCUUCCAGAGUAUUCCAUCCACGGACUCUUCUGUAUUAUGUUCCUCUGCGCCCAAGAGUGGCUAACUGUGGGCCUGAACAUCCCCCUCCUUUUCUACAAUACAUGGAGCAGGUACUUCCACAGCCCAACAGACACUAAGGAGCUGCUCUACGACCCUGCGUCCGUCAUGAACGGGGACACCCUCAAGUUCUGCCAGAAAGAGGCCUGGUGCAAGAUGUCCUUCUUCGUGCUUUCCUUCUUCUAUUAUCUCUACUGCGUCUACCGGACUGCACCCUCUCUUUAGGACUGGUGGUGAUGGUAUAUGAUCUACUCUUUGGUAACCUCAUAACAAAGUUUUUGGCACUAAAGAAAAGUUGAUGGAUAUCAGAGACUGUUACCUGGAAAUCGGAGCGCUAAACCAAUCUCUGGAGGACUUUGUUCUUGGAUCACCUGGAGAAAGAUGUCUUCGUGGGUUUCUGAGGAGUAUGGAAGAAGGAUGUGUGUUGUUUACCAGUUCCAAUACCUGAAAGCUACUCCUGACAUUGUGGGUGGCUGGCCGUGGGGGCUCUUAACACAAUACUGCUAGCACACUGGCAUACUCACAAACGUUCACGUGGUUGUAUUUGCACAGAUUGUCUCAGGCAUAGCACAUGUGCUUAAGGACAUUAAGGCUCGACACCUGAUCACCUUUACACUUCAAUGUAGCUCCAAACUGUGGUGUUGGGUUAAAGGCACAUUGAGUGAAACAAGGCCAACCUUAUCAGCGAAUGUUUCAUUUCUUACUAGACACUCAGUACUAGACCUGUGGAUUCAUACAAUCUAAAUUCUACGUGAAUGGCUUUUGUGAUAUGUGUUUUUGUGCAUCCUGCAAUAGGCGAUUUUAAUAUGAAAUUCAUAUGUUGCAUUCUUUGUGUACAUAGCAAGAUUUCUGUAAUGCUCUGAUGUUUUUGGUGUUGUCAGUCGUUGAGACAUUUUUAGACUUAAAAAAAAGAUCUAAAAUGCUUACAUUGAGAUUUUAUCUAGUAAACUAGAGAACGAUUUUAAAAGUACCACACUUUUGCACAAUAGUUGUUAUGGGUUUGCACAAUUUAUUACAGUAGGUGGAUGUGUUGACGAAAUAAUCUAUAUUUAUAUACCCAGAAUACCAGUCAAGUCUUCCAAUAUACACUAUUAUAUAACAUGUCAAGCUUUCUUGGUGAAAAAAAAAAAUUGGGUAUUAUAUAUUUGUUGUAACAUCAUGACAAGUGAUAUGAAAUUUACAGUAAUAAAACAAGGUGCAAGUUAUUCAUCGUAACAAGAUCGGUAUUAAAGGGUAAGAUGUUCUUUCAUUCUUUCACUCAUUUUAAUUUUGCAUAACAAUAGCAAUACAAAUAAAUGAAUCUAGUUAACUGUAUCAGGAUGGUAGUCACAAAAUAAACAUGAACAACUUAAACAAGUUCCAGCAAAAGCUGCCAAAAGUCUUCUCUGAAAAUAGCCUUGCUGUUAGUUUAAUUAUUUAUUUAUUUACUCUUCAUUUUUAGCGAUGUCACACCAUGUUUUUUCGUCCCCGCACCCCCUCCCCUCGUGCAUCCUCCUUAUUCCAAGUACUGCCAAAGCCUUUGAACAAGAGGCCAUGCCGUUUGAUUGUUUUUGUCACAUCGCAGACAAAGUGUAACCACAUGAUGCGGAAACGCCUGGUGUUUAAUGAAAAGAGAUCCGUUCAGACCGUUCACUGCGGACUUGGAGGAUGAAAAGAAAAAAAAGGACAUGUAUCACAGCCAUUAUGUAGCCUGCUGGCUUUUUAGUAUGCCUUGUGUAGUUACACUUAAAGUAUGAUGACCAAACAUUUUAUAUCCCUACUGUGUAUGUGUCCAUCCGAUAUUGGUUGAGAUAUUUGUAUAUUAUGUAAAAUAAAUGCUAUUUUAAAAUCAGUUAAUAA